Cloeon dipterum is the source of this 1155-nucleotide messenger RNA. It is a transcript of the gene Jhbp16, whose product is annotated as Juvenile hormone binding protein 16. NCBI's taxonomy places the organism in Eukaryota, Metazoa, Arthropoda, Insecta, Ephemeroptera, Baetidae. The transcript is spliced from 7 exons. The coding region runs from base 91 to 981 and encodes 296 amino acids. The record is from RefSeq and is a predicted model, not a curated record.
CGGGGCAGGCGCACGCUCACGAGAGCAGACCGCAAGAAGUGCACCUUUAAGGUACAACUCCGGCCGCGGACCCUUUGAUGGAGCUGCUGGAUGGAAGAAAGUGGCGCCGCAUGGUGCAGCAGAAUCACUCGGCACGCGCAUUGCACCGCACUCUCGUCUAAUUUUCGCCAUUCGCACACUUGGCUGCCGCGGAGGCUGCGACGACUGAUCACCAUGCACCACACCAGGGGUUGUAAGUUCCUGCUUUUCGCCGCUGCCGGCCUGCUUCUAAUCAAGAGAGGUAGCUCCCAAAGCGGGCUAGUCGAGAGAUUACGCCAGUGCAAUCCAUUCAGCGAAGGCUUCGAUGAAUGCAUGGUUCAAGUGCUGAACACGCUCAACUAUUUGUUUCCUUCUGGUGUACCUGAGCUUGGCAUACCUCCGUUUGACCCAUUCUUCGCGAGUGAAGUGGAGACUUCGCGGCAAAACCCUUUAUUCAGCUUCAACCUAAAACUAACCAACGUGACCGAGUCAGGUUGGACCAAUUCCAACGUAAAGAAAUUCACGAGCGAUUUGCCGAACAAUCGGGUGACCGUGGACCAGUAUUGGGAUGACAAGCGGCUUUCUGGAGGCUACGUUUUCGACCUCAAAAUCCUCGGUGUGUUCAGAAUGCACAACGUCGGCAACUGGAACCUCACCCUGCUUGGGUUCAACCAAAAAACCACCCUGAGAAGACCCCCUGGAGAAUACGAUGAAAUCGGUGCUCCCGUGACCAAAGUGACGGUGAACAUUCAGGACGUGAAUGACCUGAAGCUUCAUAUUUCCAAUCUCUUCCACGGCCGGAGGAUUGUCGAAUACACGCUGGACAACCUGAUCAAUGCGACCUGGAGGCCUUUCUACCCAUUCACCAAGGGGCUGGUCAACGAGUUGGUCGGCAAAGCGUUCACCAAAAUUUUCACUCGAGCCUUCCAGAGUGUCCCACUCAAUUUAAUUUACGGGUACUAAAAAUAUUUCUGUUGCUUUUUACCUGAAGAGAUUUUUACUGGAACAAAAGCUGAAAAGAGGCACGUGAUGCACAAAAUGCAUGUCUGUUAUGUAAAACGUGAUAUGUACCUUUUUCACGAGCAGUUCCUACCGCAGCUCAAUUUUUAAUAGGUCUUAUAAAUAAAAUAAAAAUUU